This is a messenger RNA of Aphidius gifuensis, 2221 nucleotides long. It is a transcript of the gene ebi, whose product is annotated as F-box-like/WD repeat-containing protein TBL1X. NCBI's taxonomy places the organism in Eukaryota, Metazoa, Arthropoda, Insecta, Hymenoptera, Braconidae. Gene Ontology annotation, cellular component: histone deacetylase complex. Gene Ontology annotation, molecular function: transcription corepressor activity; protein binding. The record is from RefSeq and is a predicted model, not a curated record. Gene Ontology annotation, biological process: regulation of transcription by RNA polymerase II. Bases 193 to 1731 code for a protein of 512 amino acids. The transcript has 6 exons.
UUAAAUGGACUGUUGGUGUAUUGUCAUCGGGGCUUGUUGAACGCGGCAAAUUCCGGCGUCCGUCGUUUAUAAAUUUUUUAUUAUUAUUAUCAACAAUAUAUCUACAAGCCAAUUAAAUAAUAAUAAAUAAAAAUAUAAAUAAUAUCUAAUAAAAAUUAAUAUGUUGUGUUAGCUUAGUGAAGUUUAAUAAAAAUGAGUUUUUCCAGUGAUGAGGUCAAUUUUUUGGUCUACCGUUAUCUCCAGGAGUCAGGUUUUUUACAUUCGGCAUAUACAUUUGGUCUUGAAUCACAUAUAUCACAAAGCAAUAUAAAUGGUGCUCUUGUACCACCAGCUGCCUUACUGUCAAUACUACAAAAAGGUUUGCAAUAUACAGAAGCUGAAAUAUCAAUUGGUGAAGAUGGUACUGAACAAAGAAUGGUUGAAUCAUUAUCACUUAUUGAUGCUGUUAUGCCUGAUGUUGUUGCAUCAAGACAAAAUCAACAAAAUCAAGCUAAACAACAGGUGAAAACAGAAGUACAAGAUACAAAUGGUGAAGAAGUUGUAACGUCAAAUGAUGCUACUGCUGGUAGUGAAAGAGGUAACGAACGUCCAGAAAUGGAAGUUGAUGAACAACGUGAAGGUUCAAGUGUUAUUAAUAAUACAAGUGCUGUUGAAAUACCAGCAAAUAAAGCAACAAAAUUACGUGGACAUGAAUCAGAAGUAUUUAUAUGUGCAUGGAAUCCAACAAUUGAUUUACUUGCAUCUGGUUCUGGUGAUAGUACAGCUAGAAUUUGGGACAUGUCUGAUCACUCAUCAUCACCAAAUCAACUUGUAUUACGUCAUUGUAUACAAAGAGGUGGUACUGAAGUACCAAGUAAUAAAGAUGUAACAUCACUUGAUUGGAAUUGUGAUGGUCAAUUACUAGCAACUGGUAGUUAUGAUGGUUAUGCACGUAUAUGGACAACUGAUGGAAGAUUAUCAUCAACACUUGGUCAACAUAAAGGUCCAAUAUUUGCACUUAAAUGGAAUAAACGUGGUAAUUAUAUAUUAAGUGCUGGUGUUGAUAGAACAACAAUAAUAUGGGAUGCUGCUAGUGGACAAUGUACACAACAAUUUAGUUUUCAUUGUGCACCAGCACUUGAUGUUGAUUGGCAGACAAAUACAUCAUUUGCUAGUUGUUCAACUGAUCAAUGUAUACAUGUUUGUAAAUUAAAUGUUGAUAAACCAAUUAAAAGCUUUCAAGGUCACACGAAUGAAGUUAAUGCAAUUAAAUGGGAUCCACAAGGUAUAUUACUUGCAAGUUGUUCUGAUGAUAUGAGUUUAAAAAUCUGGUCAAUGAAACAAGAUACAUGGGUACAUGAUCUUCAAGCACAUAGUAAAGAAAUUUAUACAAUUAAAUGGUCACCAACUGGACCAGGUACACAUAAUCCAAAUAUGAAUUUAACACUAGCAAGUGCAUCAUUUGAUUCAACAGUUAGAUUAUGGGAUGUUGAAAGAGGUGCUUGUAUACAUACAUUAACAAAACAUACUGAACCAGUUUAUUCAGUUGCAUUCAGUCCAGAUGGUAAAUUUCUUGCUAGUGGAAGUUUUGAUAAAUGUGUACAUAUUUGGUCGACUCAGAGUGGACAAUUGGUACAUAGCUAUAAAGGUACUGGUGGUAUAUUUGAAGUAUGCUGGAAUAGCCGAGGUGAUAAAGUUGGAGCAUCAGCAUCUGAUGGAAGUGUAUUUGUUCUUGAUCUUCGUAAGCUAUGAUAAAUUCAAAUUUAGUUUUUUUUUUUUAUUUUGUCAAUAAACUUCCACUUUUUUAUUUUUUUUUUUUUAUUGCUAGUACAACAAACUGUACAUUCUUGAAUCAUCACAUAUUAUUGUUUUUUUUUUUUUUUUAAUGAAGGAAAAAUAUAACUCAUGAAUUUAUUUUUUUUUUCAUUAAAUUAUUUCACAACUUAUACUUCACGUCUUUUUUUUUUUUUUUUUUUUUCUACAUCAUCUUCAUGUUUUGCAUUAAUAUUUUUAUAUUUUUCAUAUAAAAACUUUGACGAGGAUAUUAUUUGAAUAUCAUUUAAAUUAAACAAUCCGCCCAAUCAUUGAAAUUUUUUCAUUAUUUUUUAUUUUUAUAAAGUAUAAGAGGUUUUUUGAAGACACUUUUUAUUGUCCAUUUGUGCAGUAAAUUAGAAAGGGUGGGUGAAUAUGUAUAAUAAAUUAAAAAAAUAAUGAAAAAUAAAUUGAAAAAAAAAAAAAAAAA